AUUGGAUAAGCAGCUUUUUUCAGCGAGCUCCUCUUUUUCUUCGCAGUAGCAGCAGGCUAACAGAGUGUGAAAGGACCCCCCAGGUCUAGUCUGGCAGGACGGACGGUGAACGGUGUGUGCCGGAUAUAGAUAUCUGAAUUAUAACGGAAAAUGUGAUUUUGUAGGUUAUUUUCGAAUGAAUCCUGGAACAUCGACAGACAGCAUGUAAAUCAAACGAAGUGUUCCCCGUUCAGUAGUGCUGUGUUGAUCCGAGGUUCCCCGUUUUGGAUUUAAGUGAUCCCUUGGUUUGUUCAAAGUGUGCCCCGCAGGCACCAAGCACCAACCCCGUGCUUAGGAAUAACAGUGUGAAGGGUAGUGAAAUUGUGCUACCUGGUUGAUUGUAGGAAAGUGAAUGUAGUUACGACAUCCAGUGACGACGACCUUUUCUCUUCCGCCAAUAUAUGGGCCUAUCCCAGUGUGGGCCAACGUUUCGUAAUACCGUGGGAGCGGAACAGUGACAGUGAUUACGAAAGUUUGCGAGGAGUAUCGAUAUCAGGAAUAUAAGGUGCCAAAUAGUGCGAUCCCGUGACCAGAACUGAAAGCUGGCAAAACCCAAUUAAAUGAAACAUCAAGAAUCGUUGGCCACCGGACACUGAACCUCCCAUUCAAACGUACAACUGAACCGACCGGGAAGCCUGAUUAGAAUUCAGCUCAAGUACGGAGAAGAACGCGUCGGCGGUGCAUCCAACCGAUAUUCCGGGAAAGCGCGCGCGUGUGUGUGUGGUGCAUCCGUUCGUGACCAAAAGUGACCAAUGAAAUCGUUUGAAGUCGGCUAAUACACUGAACGAAACGAAUUACUAAAGGGCUAACGCACUGUUAUUUGAACUCGCUCACUUCGAUCGGACGUUGGUGUUCUCGGAACAGUCACACAAAGUAAGCUGGGCGUGUGGUUCGAACUACACUACAAACAGAAAAGUGUUUAUCCAAUAAACCGAAGAAGAGGAGAAGAAGGUAGAAGAAGAAGCAGCAGAGACGGCCGUAAGUGGACUCAAAACAGAAGAAGACAACAGACGCAGCGAUAAUUGGAAAGACGCAACAAUGUUUCCGCUUCAACGAGGAGCGGCAACAUGGCUACUUCCACUGCUAACCACCCUGGCCCUGUGCGCUACCGGAAAUAAUGGCGGCGCGUCGGCAGCAGAGAACAACCAGCGGGUGGUGUGCUACUACACCAACUGGUCCGUGUAUCGACCGGGAACGGCCAAGUUUAACCCGCAGAACAUCAAUCCGUACCUGUGUACCCAUUUGAUCUACUCGUUCGGGGGUUUCACCAAGGACAACACACUGAAACCGUACGACAAGUAUCAGGAUAUUGAGCAGGGUGGCUUCGCUAAGUUUACCGGCUUGAAGACCUACAACAAAAACCUGAAAACCAUGCUGGCCAUUGGCGGUUGGAACGAAGGAUCUGCACGGUUUUCGCCCUUGGUGGCCGAUUCGGAGCGACGAUCGCAGUUUGUCAAGAAUACGAUCAAGUUCCUGCGACAGAAUCACUUUGACGGGUUGGAUUUGGACUGGGAGUAUCCGGCGUUCCGGGAUGGUUCUAAACCUAAGGAUCGCGAGAACUAUGCCCAGCUUGUACAGGAACUGCGGGAAGAGUUUGAACGGGAAUCGUCCAAAACCGGACGGCCAAGACUGCUUCUCACUAUGGCAGUUCCAGCCGGUAUAGAGUACAUAGAGAAGGGCUACGACAUACCCAAACUGAACAAGUAUCUGGAUUGGUUCAAUCUACUGACGUACGAUUAUCACAGUGCUUACGAACCGGCGGUUAAUCACCAUUCGCCACUGUACUCGCUUGAGGAACCCUCCGAGUAUAAUUUCGACACGGAACUCAAUAUCGACUACAGUAUCAAGUUCUACCUGAACGCCGGUGCGGAUCGCGACAAGCUAGUGCUGGGUAUUCCGACCUACGGUCGAUCCUACACUCUGUACAAUCCGGAUGCGACCGAUAUCGGAUCGCCGGCGGACGGUCCGGGUGAACAGGGAGAUGCAACCCGUGAGAAGGGCUACCUAGCGUACUACGAAAUCUGCACCGCCGUCAAGGAUGAUCCCGAGUGGACCGUUGUGCAGCCAAAUGAUAAUGCUAUGGGUCCGUACGCUUUUAAGGGUAACCAGUGGGUCGGGUAUGAUGAUGAAGCGAUCGCCCGGAAGAAGGCUAAGUACGUGGCUGAGAAUGGUUUGGGCGGGAUCAUGUUCUGGUCGAUCGAUAAUGACGAUUUCCGGGGCAUUUGCCAUGGACGACCGUAUCCGAUCAUCGAGGCUGCCAAGGAGACGUUGCUUGCUAGCACGGAUAUUGGCGCCAACGAUAUUGCUGCACCGAGUCGUCCGAGGAAACCGUCGCGAUCGCGUAGCCGACCGGGAACUAGCAACCGAAACCGCGUUGUUGCCGAGAAUAGCAAUGAGAUCAAGCCCGCUUUGAAGGGUUCUCAGAGCCGAAAAAACAGCAGGACGCAAAGCACGACCACGACCAGCACCAGUACAACAACGUACAGUUCGUUGUAUAUCGGAGGACGCACCACGACACCACAGCCUCCGACAACCCCGGAUCCAGGAGCAGACUUCAAAUGCACGGACGAAGGAUUCUUCCAGCAUCCGCGUGACUGCAAGAAAUACUUCUGGUGUUUGGAUGCCCCCGCUCUCGGUCUGGUAGCGCAUCAGUUCACCUGUCCCUCGGGGCUCGUGUUCAACAAGCUGGCCGACUCCUGCGACUAUGCCCGAAAUGUGGUCUGUUCUAAAAAAGCCGACCCCACAACCACUACCACGACGACGACUACGACGAGCACUACUACGGCAUCGCCUCGAUCUCGCGUCACGGCAUCCACGAGCCGGAACAGUUUCCUGAAUCGAGCUUACACUACUACAACAACCACGGAACCACCGAUCGAGAUCGAUUAUUCUGAUGAGGUGGAAGAUGAGGUUGAACCGGAAGAGGACCCGAAGGUCAUCAAGGAGCUGAUUGCUCUAAUCAAGAAGGUCGGAGGUAUUGAAGAGCUCGAACGUCAGCUGCAAGCUCAAGAGGAUGGAUCGGUUGUAUUGAAGGAUACCCAGACGGAUCAGAUAUCGACGACUCCGUCGACGAUUAGUAAGAGUUUGUACGAGAGGGUGUUGAGUCGGGCUGGAAAUGGACUCCAGAAGUUCCGUCCUGCUUUGACGUUCACUCAGACCGAUCGAACCGGUUCGACGGAGAACAAAUACUCGUCGGUGGUACGGAAUAGUAAUACUAACAGUCGCGUUGGGCCACAGAACGAAGGAAUCGAACAGCUGCCAGAGUUUGAGGGUGUUUUCAAGGAACGGCCGAAGUAUGUAACGUUGAAUCGAGCAAAGCCUACAAAGUCUAGUGUAGAGGAAGAUGUGGAUGAUCGUGACGAAGACGAAGACAUUGUGGAGGAAGAGAAUCAACCGUCGACGUUCGCUACCAAGCGGCCGACGUCAAGUCCAAAGUAUGUCAGUAUUCGGAGACAACGACCGACAACGGCAGCAGAAAGUGCCGAAGACGAGGAGGACGAGAAUGUGGCAUCGCCAGUACAGUACAGCAGUCCUAAUCGGAACAGAUACCGACAAACCACAACCGAACCACCCGUAGAGGAGAUUGAGCGAGUACCGAGCCGGUACAAUUCCAUCGAACGUCGCCGAGCUACUUUGCAGUUCAAUCGUUUGCAGGAGAGCGACAAAGAUGAUGUAGGCACAGAUUCGUCUCUAUUGGUACCUUCUACCGAUUUUCAAACCUUUUACACUACAUCGUCCACUACCGAUGCACCAGAACAGUUCAUCACGUACAGUACACGACACUACGCCAGCGUAGAACGUAGCAGUACCACUGAGGCAGCUCCUCAGGGGGGCGCUAGUGCUACGGAUCUGCCACAGACAGUUACUACUCCAACCACCAUCACCCCCACUGGCAACAGUGUACUAUACCUCAAUACAGACAUCCAGACGGUACUUCCCGAGCGGAGCGCUCCGAUAGACACUGUUUCAGAACUAGAUUUAAGUAAGACUGCAACGGUGGACUCCGACGGUCUGACGACGGAUGACACGGUGACCGUAGAUUUUAGCAAGAACGAACAGACGAACGAGGUAACCACCAUACUAAACCUAGGUGAAAGUGUUACUGGUAGUAGUGUUAGCGAGUUGGAAGCGAGUGUUCGUAGUAGUAGUGUUGGUUCUAGUGGUGAUAGCGUUAAUACUAGGGUUCAGGAGGCUGAAGAUCAGCUCCUACAGACGACUUCGCCGAUCCCGGCGACAAUCGGUGGUAGUGAUGCUUCGAUCACUACCAUCGCUAGCCCUUCAACCACCAGCGAAAGGCAGUCCAGUACUAACGAAGACCAGUUUAACUCGAUUUUCAAAUUUUCACCAAGAACUAGGAAAACUACCACUACCGCUAGUCCCCUAGAAGUUGUCACUAAUAAGCAGGAAUCCGAUAGUCAAUUAACCCCUACGCCAGCUGCCCCCCGUCCGUUUGGAGGGGCAGUUCGGCGUACACGUCCAACCCGUCGUCCUGUGAGCAGCGCAACGACGGCUACUUUGGCACCCGAAGAAUCCAGUACUCUUCGUUCGGUAAAGGUGAGUUUUGCCAAUGAUCAAAGAUAUGAUCUUUCAGCUAGACGUAGGAUCGGUGUAGCCGGAUCGUCUGCCGCGGCGAAUCCUAGCAACAAUGAGGUAGGUACUGCUAGUGAUUCCGCCGGCAGUGAACCGAGUCCACGGCCGACACGUCCACGGGGUUUCCGUGGCCGAGUACGGUUCGGAGCAUCCAACGAAUCAAGUUCUUCUUCAGCUGUUCCGACCCAGCAGAAAGGUCCGAUUAUUUCGACCGAGGCGACUGCUAUUGGUGGGGUCCCAGUGCAAUCCCACCGUCAGCCUUCGGAAUCUUUUGCACGAAAUCGUUUCUCUUUAAACCGUGCUUCCAGCCGUGCGCCGGAAGCAACGUCGAGUACAACCGAGCAACAAGUCACCACCACCACCUCGGAGCAGCCAGUUGAGCAAUCAACUGCCAGGGCUUCACUAAGGCGGGUGAACUUCAAUCUAUACAGUGGUAGAUCGAGCGUGGUACCUAGUACUACUACCACUGAAGAACCGGAAAUCGAGACAGACUCACCGGUUAUCAAUCUACAGCUGAAAUCCCAUGCCGGGAUCAACGAAGAUCUUUUCAAAACUCAGGAACGCAUUCUACUUACGCUAGGAACAGCUUUACAGUAUGGUUUCAGCAAUCGCAAUGAGCUUAACGCUCGACGGAUUCAGGAUAAUAAACCGCAGAUCGUUAAGGGAACUGUAGUGGAUUCUCCCAUAACGAACAUAAUCCGUGAAACGCCUGUUGUUCGAAAUCGAACUGAAGACACGAUCGACAAAAAGUUGGCAGAAGACGUUAACGAAAUGGCAACGGAGAGUGAAGUCGGAUCAACUUCGGAACGAAGUUACGCUGUUUUCGAAAGCACCGUUGGUGAGCUAGAACGAUCCAAUGACUACACUACGGUGUACAAUGUAAACACCGCUGAAGUCGAAACGACAACACCAGGACAGCGUCGGUUCUUCACAACACUCCGCAGUCGAAGCUCAUCGUCGCAGGCAACAACGGAAUCCAGCGAUACAACGCUGAAAGUGGUACUUUCCGAAGUCAACACCAACAAAACUUUCAUUCCAGGACGAUCCCGACCAACUAGACCGGGUCGUUUCCGAACCUCAUCUACCACUGGCUCAUCGGAAAGUGAUGUGAAUGAAGCGUCUACGUUGAGAUCCAAGUUCCAACCACGAAAGACCAUCGCUACUCAGCGAACAAACGCCAUCACAAACGAAGAAGCGGAUAAGCCUUCCCGAAGGCCUUCACCUUUCGCACGACGACAGAGACCUACACCGUCUACCAGUUCGGCUGCGCCAGUUGCGGAAACUGAUAGCGAUGACAUUACCGAAAAGACUCCAGGUAUCUCAACAACUGUAGCCAGACGGCGUUUGAAUCGACGACGACCCACGGCUUCGUCUACGACUGAGCAAACCGCAGAGGAAGCACCUCGUAUACGACCAUCUGUUCUUACUAGACGGCAACGGCUACAGCUGGUUCGUUCCACGACGACCAGCACCACCACGGAACUACCAACAACGGCACCUCGUUCAGCGACCACCAGUAUCUCGGAAUCCUUUACCGCGGAACCCACGUACGCCGAUAGUGCCGUAGGCAAUUCGGACUUCACGACCGUUAUUUCCGAUGUAUCAAAUGAACUAGAGUCAACUUUUCUAACUAACGAUGUCCUGAGCAGUGAUAACCUUUUGCGGCAGCAACUUCCAGAAUCUCGCGAAGUUAACGACUCGCAAGAAACAACCGAACUCCUGUCAACCAUCGUUACCGGUGAACCAUCGACGGAAGGUCCCAGCAAAUCAACACCCACGCGUAGAUUCUCGGCAAACACGAGACGCCCGUCGGGUCUACAACGUUUCAAUGACAAUCAACAAAUCGAAUCCGAGGUCGUUCCAAGUCGUAGCCCGGCUCGUAGCUUUGCAGCCGCAAGGAAAAAGUUUGGAGUCUCCACCACCAGCACUACUACGGAGUCCCCUGAAGUGUCCACGGUGAAGAAGUUUAUUCCAUCACGAAAAAGUCGUCCGUCGUUUUCUGUCGCCCGAGCUAGAGCUUCUAGUACCACUGAAGAGCCUGUGAGUGAGGGUCAGGAUCAACCAACUAGCUCAACCGCUCGCUCAUUUCUGGCUUCCCGGAGACGACCAGCGUUAGGCGCGUCCCGUUCGACGACGGCUGCUAGUACGAGUGCUGAUGAAGUGGUUGAUAGCUCACCUAGCCGUCCCCCAAGCGCUACUCCAACCCGUAGAAGAUCAGCUUUCGCAGCUAGCAGAACUCCACGUCCACAGUCGUUCGAAGACUCGUUCGACAAAGGAUCGAAUAAUGUCGUUAAGCCGAGCACGGAUCGUAAGGUCAACCGAACCUCGGUACUCUUACCGAGAAGACCUAAUUUGUUUGCCCGGACGACGACAACUACGACCGAAGCAUACACGGAAUUUGAAGUGGAUAGUAAAACUACUCUGGAGGAGGAAACUAGCGGUGAACGGUAUGGACCGAGUACCCGCGGUUAUACCGAGAUUCGACGGCCAUCAUCCUCGGAGGAAAGAGAUGGAGUAACAGGGAGGUACAGCGCGGAAGUAGAGGACGACGAGAAUGAGAUUCAGCGACAAGGUAAACGAUUGUUUGGACCUGUGGGAUCUGGGAAUAACAAUGUGGAUGAUGAGGAUCACGGCGGACGUGUAUCGGCUGAGGUGACCACUGGGCUUAGGAGGCCAGGACCUAGGAUCAUCGGAUCGGGGGGAUCCCGAGUAGGACCGGGAAGUAACACGCGGUUCAUUUUCAAGAACAACCAACCUCCGGAGGGAUCAUCGACUACCGCUAAACCGAUCACUACCAGAGCGAGAAGACCGUUUGGAAACGUCGGUGGAUACAAGCCGGCGAAUGGAACGGCAACAAGUGCUCCCAGUGCAGGAAGCGCAACGACGCCAAAACCGAGAUUUACGCUGACUACCAGAGGACGGCCGGUAUUUGGAGGUAGACAGAGGUCUACCACCGCCGCGGCAGGAGUCACCAGCGAUGCUGAAGAGAAGGUAUCAUCGCAAAAGGUCAGUGAAUCGCAGCAGGGAGCAACACCAACUCGACGAUACCAGCCGAGGAAACCUACGAGAAAGUCGAAUCUUACGACCGUUACACUUCCAACUAGCGGCAGUCGGACGCGCACAAAUUUGUCGUCACUGUUUAAUCGUAAUCCGGCGGUGGCGGUACUAACAACAACCGAGCUAACGCAACCUGAUACGACGCAAGCCAGCGUAGAUUCACAGACUCCGGCAAUACUCUCGGUGCUGCCAAUCGAGCAGAGAUCACGGUCACAACCAACAACAACAACAACACCCACCACACUCAUUACCGAGAACGAGGUCGAGAACACCACGUCAUACGAAGAUACAAUCAACACAGUCAGAACAACCACCGAAUACUACACAGCAUCGGACGAAACUCUGUACACCACACUCAAUACGGCCGACACAAUUUACACCAUUAAUGAUAAUAUCGAUAUUGAUGAUGUCAAUAUAUUGCAGGAACGUAGUAGAACAUCCACCACCACGGUCCGACCAACGACGCUCUACCAUGUGUUCUCGAUUGACAAAGAGAACGAAUCGAUGCCGUCGUCGACGGAGAUCUACCGCACGGAAGAGCAGGAGAUCGAACUUCCGGCUACGAACAAGACGGACAAACUGGUCGAGAUCCAUCGUGUGGUGGAGAUCUACACGAAGAACACCAGCAACCCGGACGAGAUUCCGGUAAUGCAGAAGCUGGGUGAAAUCAAUCGGAAGAUCAUCAUUCGUCUCGUUGAACCGAGGAACAAGACUGAGGUCGAAGAAAAGAAAAGCCGAACGCUGGUAUUCGCUGAUAAUAUUUUCAAUGUGGAAACUUCAACUAUUCCGUUGGAAGGAUUGUUUGACCCCGAUAAGGACGAAAAGACUGGACGGACGGAAAUCAACACGACGGAGCUGAACUUGGAGGAAGACGUGUCCACGGUUGCACCACGAGUCGAAAUCGAGCGUAUCUCCAGCGCGGAAUUCGGAGCAACGGACCGAGAACGGCGCACGGAAUUUGUGACUAUUACACCGUUGGUAGCGGAGACGGCACGCUACACUCAGGUAACUAGCUCUUCUGUUAAACCGGAUACGGAACGAACGGUAGAUUUUGAAGACAGCACUGUAAACGAAGAGGAACCGACCACGGAUUACUACACGGAAGAGUUGCCGACGACAGCGCCGGUUCAACCUUCGCCAACGACUUCAACCUCGACGACUACGACGACAACGACUACAACAUCCACUACAACGGAAGCGCCAAUGACUGUGCCAGCCACAGAACCUCCGGCUUCUUCCACCACUCAGAUCGUUCACAAGUACACGCUUCCAGCGGAGUUCUUCUUCCAGGAACCUUCGGAAGAACCGACCACAACUUCAACCACAGUAGCCCCAACAACAACAACAACAACAUCGACAACGACUACACCUUCAACCACUACGACAACCACGACUCCGGAUCCGAUAUCCGCUCAACCGCUGGUAAUUCCAAGCGUUGAAACCAAGAAGAAGUACACUAAACGACCCAAAACCACUAUCUAUCGCCCUCAGUUGGAUUUCAUCUACACGAACGAAAACUCGAGCGAGGAUGAACCGGCCGUUGUCACCGAACAGGUAACUGAACCGCUUCCCAGCACCCCCACCCCGAAAGUACAAAGCACUGGUAGAAAGUACGUUCCCUCGGUAGCAUUGCGCUCUAACUUUGGUGAAGGGGCAUCCCACAGGAAGUCCAAAGACAUUCAGGUAGUACCGCUGCCAAAGGCAGCCGCCAAAAAGGCACCGAAGCCAACAACUACUACGACGACGACAACUACCACAACGACCACUACCGAAGCUCCCAUAACGAAGGUGGACUUCAACAUCAAAUACGUACUGCCGGUCAUCACGCCGGAUUUCAACGCACACGAGCUCAAAAUCGAAAGCAAAAACGACAAGUACAGUAUUCCGCUGACGUCACUGUACCAGCCGGACUUUAUAACCCGGGAAAUAUCCGGCGAACAGCGACAGGAACGGCAGUACUCUCCCGUCUACCGACCGGAGUUGGAUAAUGACGAGUUAACCCGGGCACUGACCAGUGAUCCGGAUCCGGUUGCCCUGGAGGCAGCUAGCUUGGAUCGUGAAAUUCUUGGUGAUCGCAGCAGCAACGACAACGAAAGCGAGGAACGAGUCAACGAACCCCGUAGCAUACCGGCGUACUACUUCCGGCGGGCUGGGGAGGUCAGUUAA
Molecule: messenger RNA, 9852 nt
Organism: Topomyia yanbarensis
Lineage: Eukaryota; Metazoa; Arthropoda; Insecta; Diptera; Culicidae
Gene: Cht6
Product: mucin-2
Exons: 9
Coding region: 1078-9852 (2924 amino acids)
Biological process (GO): carbohydrate metabolic process; chitin catabolic process
Cellular component (GO): extracellular region
Molecular function (GO): chitinase activity; chitin binding
Source: RefSeq, a predicted model, not a curated record